CCAACUGUUUUUUAUACUCCAUGGUUACAUUGGCAUCCGUCAAAUUUCGCUUGUAAUUCGUGAGUACUUCUAACCUCACUUAGAGUUCUUUAUUCAAUCAGGGUAUAGAUCAACAGUGAAAAUGCCGGACCAUUUAGGAGAUGAUAUGCGGAAGGUGAAACCUGAGGAAGAGAAGGAGGAAAAGGAAAUAAAAUCUCUCGAUGAGGGAGAUAUUUUGUUGCUGAAAACCUAUUGUCAAGGUCAAUACUCAAAAAGUAUUAAGGGUGUUGAGGAUGAUAUACAGACUAUAAUAAAGAGAGUGAACGAAUUGACGGGUAUCAAAGAGUCCGACACGGGUUUGGCACCUCCCGCACUGUGGGACUUGGCCGCGGAUAAGCAGACACUGCAAAAUGAACAACCUUUGCAAGUUGCACGUUGCACGAAGAUAAUUAAUGCCGAUUCAGAUGGUCCCAAGUACAUUAUAAACGUGAAGCAGUUUGCUAAGUUUGUUGUCGAUUUGGCAGAUUCUGUGGCACCCACAGAUAUUGAGGAAGGCAUGCGGGUUGGGGUGGACCGUAACAAGUAUCAGAUUCAUAUUCCCUUACCACCAAAAAUUGAUCCAACGGUUACCAUGAUGCAAGUUGAGGAAAAACCUGAUGUUACGUACAGCGAUGUAGGUGGGUGUAAGGAACAAAUUGAAAAACUGCGGGAAGUUGUUGAGACUCCCUUGUUACACCCCGAGAAGUUUGUAAAUCUUGGGAUCGAGCCACCCAAGGGUGUACUAUUAUUCGGCCCUCCGGGUACAGGAAAGACCCUCUGUGCUCGAGCAGUAGCAAACAGGACGGACGCUUGCUUCAUUCGCGUUAUUGGCUCGGAAUUAGUGCAGAAAUACGUUGGAGAGGGAGCACGCAUGGUAAGAGAGCUCUUUGAGAUGGCCCGCAGUAAGAAGGCAUGCUUGAUAUUCUUUGAUGAAAUUGAUGCCAUCGGAGGAGCCAGAUUUGACGAUGGUGCUGGAGGGGACAACGAAGUGCAGCGAACGAUGCUCGAGCUGAUCAACCAGCUCGAUGGAUUCGACCCGAGGGGCAACAUCAAGGUCCUGAUGGCGACGAAUCGACCGGACACUCUGGACCCUGCCUUGAUGCGACCAGGUCGUCUGGACCGCAAAGUCGAAUUCGGUCUUCCAGAUCUGGAAGGCCGCACGCAUAUUUUCAAGAUUCACGCUCGUUCGAUGAGCGUCGAACGAGACAUCAGGUUCGAGCUCUUGGCUCGACUCUGCCCGAACAGCACCGGUGCGGAAAUCCGCUCCGUCUGUACCGAAGCCGGAAUGUUCGCCAUUCGAGCUCGCCGCAAGGUCGCCACCGAGAAGGACUUCCUCGAGGCCGUGAACAAGGUCAUCAAGUCCUAUGCCAAGUUCUCCGCCACCCCGAAAUACAUGACUUACAAUUAAUCUCAUCUUUAAUCGCCGCUGUUUGCAUUGUCGUUGAGGAACAAUAAAAGGAUUUUACAGAGA
Molecule: messenger RNA, 1489 nt
Organism: Orussus abietinus
Lineage: Eukaryota; Metazoa; Arthropoda; Insecta; Hymenoptera; Orussidae
Gene: Rpt1
Product: 26S proteasome regulatory subunit 7
Exons: 6
Coding region: 122-1426 (434 amino acids)
Biological process (GO): proteasome-mediated ubiquitin-dependent protein catabolic process
Cellular component (GO): proteasome regulatory particle, base subcomplex
Molecular function (GO): proteasome-activating activity; ATP binding; ATP hydrolysis activity
Source: RefSeq, a predicted model, not a curated record